GUUUUUUCUGUAUAGCAUUUGAUUUACAUAACAUUCUGUCUAUAAAAUCACACAACACAAAGUACACUAGACAUGACCACACGUAUUCACAUAGAUCGUAGAUUUCAAUUUUAGACGCUCCCGCACGAUGCCACGAUCCUUCUCCUUGCACGUCACCGACACUAAGAAUUUAUCGUAGACAAUACGGUAUGUCGAAUUGACAACCCCUUUCGUGUAUGCCCUGUUAUUACGCGCAAUCGUUUUAUGCACGCAAGCGCACCGCACAACACUAUACUUUAGCCCACCUAUUAUCAUAUACAUCUGUUCAGUCAUGCUCGUGCUUCUACUACCACUCGAUUAUUUGCCAUCCUUAAACUCGAAAUGCGGGAACUCCGUUAACGAAAAUAAUAGAAAUCCUAAUAAAAUAAAAAAACAAAAAGCGAGCCAAACGCAAAGUUCGCGAUCAAUUUACGUAGUCACGCAUAGAAUCUCGAUCUAGAAAAAGUUAAGAUCGCAUAAUGAAUCGAAGCGCUAAACACUCGUCGACAGCGACCUGGGUGAGCAGACAGGAGAAUGACUUAAACUACGCGAUACAAGUGACCCGUGUCAUUCUUCGAAUAAUCGGCCUGUGGCCAAUUUCCAAAGUUGCUUCUAACGCGGAAAAAAUUGUAAUUCGCGUACUGAAUGUCUCGUGUUACCUACUAUUCGCGUUCAUCCUGGUGCCGGGUUUGCUGCUGAUAUUCUUAAAGGAACGUGACAUGAGGCGGAGGGUAAGACUGUUGGGUCCACUUCUAAACUGUUGGAUAGGUUGCGUGAAAUACAGUCUACUCGUGUACAAUGCGAAGGAGAUCCAAACCUGUUUGCAACAGAUGCGAAAAGAUUGGCAGAAUAUAACCGAUUGGGACGAUCGUAAAGUUAUGUUGUCCAAGGCAAAAGUAGGCCGGAAGCUUGUGAUUCUCUCCGCCGCCUUCAUGUAUAUCGGUGGAUUAUCUUACCGUACGCUCGUGCCGCUCUCGAAAGGACGAAUGCUGACGCCGAUGAACACCACGGUGAGAGCGCUGGCCUGUCCGAGCUACUUCCUCAAAUUCGACGAGCAGGCCUCGCCGGCAUACGAGAUCGUCUUCACCCUGCAAUUUUUCGCAGGACUGGUUACCUAUUCUGUGACAUGCGGCGUAGCCGGAUUAGCCGCUUUCCUCAUUAUGCACGUUUGCGGACAGCUAGCUAUUUUAAUCAGGAAGUUCCAGCGUCUCAACGACAUGCCGGAGCCGAAAGACCGAGUCGUUGCGAUGUUGUUGGCUGAUAUUGUAGAACAUCAAAUAAAAGUGAAAAGUUUUUUGAAACAAAUCGAGGAAGCAAUGCGAUACGUAUGGUUAGCCGAAAUAUUGGGAUCCACUUUACUUCUAUGUCUCGUAGGAUUCUAUAUCAUUAUGGAAUGGGAGAGUAGCGAUUCUACAGCCACUUUAACCAUGACUGUGAUGCUUGCAUCUUUCACUUUUUCCAUUUUUACUGUCUGCUACGUCGGUCAACUCCUAAUUAAUCAGAGUAUAGAAGUUGCGUUGGUGAUAUCUACGAUGAGUUGGUAUCGUCUUCCGUAUAAGAAGGCUCGCGGUUUAAUCCUGAUAAUAGCGAUUUCCAAUAUUCCCAUGAAAAUCUCAGCAGGCAGGCUGAUAGAAAUGUCUUUACCCACGUUCAGUAAUAUUGUCAGAACAUCAAUGGCAUACUUUAAUUUGCUCAGAAAAUUUAUUUGAUCUGCAUCUUCGGUGAGACGAUAUCUUUCAUAUAUGGUUUAUUUAAUAAGAUUAUAUUCAAACACUAAUCCGCAACCGAUACUCAGCACAAAUGAAUAAUAUAACAAAUAUUCUCUAUCCCAAUUUUAGUUUAUCACCUUUAUCAAUAAUAAGAUAUUUCGCGAGAAUCUAGAUUUUGAACAUUUUUGUGACAUUUUUACCAAGCCAUUACUUGCUAAUUUAUUUGGAAUAAAUUAUUUUAUGAAAUUAAAUAUUCCGGCAUUAAGUUUGUCAUUCACUUCAUUAACAAUUCGCGUACUAUAACUUUGUUGUACUCGAUAUAUCUCUAUGAUCUGAC
Molecule: messenger RNA, 2064 nt
Organism: Odontomachus brunneus
Lineage: Eukaryota; Metazoa; Arthropoda; Insecta; Hymenoptera; Formicidae
Product: odorant receptor 13a-like
Exons: 5
Coding region: 498-1727 (409 amino acids)
Biological process (GO): sensory perception of smell; detection of chemical stimulus involved in sensory perception of smell
Cellular component (GO): plasma membrane
Molecular function (GO): olfactory receptor activity; odorant binding
Source: RefSeq, a predicted model, not a curated record